This is a messenger RNA of Paramecium pentaurelia, 607 nucleotides long. NCBI's taxonomy places the organism in Eukaryota, Ciliophora, Oligohymenophorea, Peniculida, Parameciidae. The record is from the annotation of a GenBank genome assembly.
AUGAGCUUUAAAAAAGGAGAUUUUCGUCAUGACUUUGAAGUUAUUUGUCCAUAUAAUAAGAAACAUUAAAUGCCUUUUAGUAAAUUAUGGUUUCAUAUCACUAAAGGAUGCAAAGAUAAGAGAGAAAAAGGUAUCUAUAUAAUUUAUUUUAGGUCAUAAAUAUGAUACUUGUCCAUACAAUUGUUUGCAUAUUAUUCUUAAAUCAAGAAUGGAAAAUCAUAUUUCUAAAUGUAGAUAUAAUUAGUUAGAUACAAAAAAGGCAGAAGAAUCUGAUUUAUUUAAAGAAAUGCAAUUAAUUGCUGCUUAAUAAUUCAGCAACAAUACAACUUAGAAAAAUAGUUAAUAAGUUUAAUAGUAAUAAAAUUUUCAAUAAAAUAAUAAUCCUUAACAUGAAAUGCCAGAGUGGAGAGCAAUUUUUGAUUCAUAAAGUGAGAUUAAUGCAGAUGAUAUUAGAGAAAUUAAUGAAAUAAGCAAUUAAAAUUAUGAAGAUGAAUUCGAAGAUUCUUUUAGAAUGAAUUAAGGAUCUUCUAGUUUUUCUAAAAGUUUUUAAUCUUCUGCUGCUAAAGAAAAGUCAUUAAAUGAUGAUAAUGAUAAUUAUUAUUAUUGA